AUGUGCCAAGUUUGCUACCUCUCAGAUUUGGAAAAGUUGUGAAUUGUUCUUAAGAUUAUUAAAAUUAUAAAACUCACGCUACCCCUUCAAUAUUUAUGCUUCAUCUUAAAAUUUCAACUCUCAUUUAACUAGUCUAUAAACGUGUCGUUUUUGCUCAUUUCUAUCAAUCGCAUUUUGGAUACGAGUCAAACUCAAUGUAACUCUGGUGAACUCAUUUUUUCAAACUUUUCCAAGAUAAAGCUUUCAGAAAAAAUGUGUAUUUCGAAGCUGAGGAACAAGAGAAAUGACAGUGGAAGGAUUAUGGUUUCGAGCGAUCAAUUUCAAAUUGCUAAACAAACUAGUUUGGUUGGUGGAAAACGAGGUUUCAUUCAGCACUCAUAAUUCCAGAAAGAAAAGAAAACUGAAAGCGAUAAGGACACUGGGCGAAACAAUGGUUCCAAGAAGGCCAAAACGGUUUUUUUUAAAUUUUUGAUUACAAGGGGAGGGCAAGUGCCGGUCAGGGUUCAAUUGAAGAACUUUCCAGGAUGAGGAAAUAACUCAGGAAGAAGACCCGUCGGUUUCUGUCGACCGUAUGAAUCAAGUAUGUAAAGCGUAUGGAGCGGCGCCGAACCCGCGCAUGGUCCGACUCAUGAGCAAACAUCCAGUUCCAUCUCCUGGAAAUAAAUUAGAGAAAUACGGUGAAUCGAAGCUUAGAAACAUCUAUCUCGAUUUCAGGCGACAUCACCUUCCACAUAUUGACCCCGACGGGUUCGGAGCCUGAAAAACGUCCUGCUGCUCUGGAUGACACCGAGAAACCGAAGUACCGCUAUGGGUAUAUCUAUUCACCACGAUUUGACACAGCCUGAUCGUUCUGCGAUCUCUUUUCCCUCAACCGACAUAGAAAUAGCACGAAAACAUGAGAGCGUCAAUGAGAGAGAAAAGAUCGCACAAUUCUUCCGGCUAUUUCAAGCCGAGAAGAGUCAAACGAACUUUUUCAGACAUAGAACAAGAACAGGAGGAGAUUUUCGGCUGAGGGACGAGACCAAACUUGAGCCGAUAACUGAAGAAAACUAUAUAUCGAACAUCCAGGACAUGGAAUACAUGGCGCGUGAUAUGUUGCGCACUCUGGGAAAGAACGGAAUACCUCAACCUGUCCAGUUGAAAAAUGUUGAUUUACAGUUAUACUGCCUUUAGAAAGUUCUUGUUCCAGCUCAAAUGUGAACCGAGUUCGGACUUGACCCUUCUUGCCAACAACGACAGAUUUUCAAGAGCCAACUUGCUUCCCAACACCUUCAUUUCCAACGCCGUGUCCAUAGCCAGACCAACGGAGGUCGAUCAUCUACACACUGCCAAAGACCUUUAGUACGGUCCUGGUGAAUGUUUUAUGGUCAAUCGGUUACAGUGCCAAGCAGGUUUCUGUGGUUCUGCCGCCUAUCGACCUCGAGGAGUUCCAUGAAAUGAAGUGCAUGUUGUCUGCUUCUCGAAAAAGCGCUCGUCAAAACCAAUUGUAAUUUUUAUUUUACUACUGGCUGCUAUUUUGUCAAUCGAAAAAACUUUCUUGCUUCCAGGACGCCAAAAAAGGAGGAAAAACCAAACUCAAAAAGCAAAGGAGUCCUAACUUGCGAAGAGAUUUCUUGCCACGAAAUUUGA
Molecule: messenger RNA, 1629 nt
Organism: Caenorhabditis auriculariae
Lineage: Eukaryota; Metazoa; Nematoda; Chromadorea; Rhabditida; Rhabditidae
Source: the annotation of a GenBank genome assembly